GGUAGCUGGGACGAAGGAAGGGAAGGUGACAGUAGAUCGAUUACGCUGCGGCAAUCUACCUUUCUUCCUGGAAGGAAGGGAAGGUGACAACCGUGCAGCGAGUUAACUGUUUGCUUCAACUGCUUCCCCAUCCUCCUCCUUCGCUCCACUUUAAAUAGAAGAGAAAACUCGUUUCCCCAUGCGACAACCAAUUCGAAAACAGAGCCAUGUUUGAUAUUCUCCCUAUCUGCCUCUCCAUUCUACUCCCUUGCGUCUUCCUCUUCUACUGCAGGUCGAUGCACCGAGGCGGCCGCUCUAGGCCACUCCCUCCCGGCCCCCGCGGGUGGCCGGUGGUCGGCAACCUCCCACUGCUCGGCACCAAGCCGCACCGCACCCUCCAGGCUCUGUCCGAGAUCUACGGCCCCCUGUUUCGCCUCCGCUUCGGCUCCGUCGACGUCGUCGUGGCCGCCUCGGCUGACGUGGCUUCUCAGUUCCUCCGCGCGCAGGACGCCAACUUCAGCGACCGCCCGCCCAACUCCGGCGCCGAGCACGUGGCCUACAACUACCAGGAUCUCGUGUUCGCGCCCUACGGCCCGCGCUGGCGUCACCUCCGCAAGCUCUGCUCUGUUCACCUUUUCAGUGCCAAGGCGCUCGGCGACCUCCGGUGGGUCCGCGAGGGCGAGAUAGGACUCCUGGUGCGCGCCCUCGUCUGCGGCAGGAAUCCGGUCAACGUGGGGCAGGCAGUGAACGUGUGCGCGACGAACGCGCUGGCGCGGGCCAUGCUGGGGCGGCGGGUGUUCGAGGAGGAGGGGGCGGCGUCGGGGGAAUUUAAGGAGAUGGUGGUGGAGCUGAUGAGGCUCGCCGGUGAGUUUAACGUGGGCGACUUCGUUCCGUGGCUGAGGUGGCUCGACCUACAGGGCGUGGUGGAGCGGAUGAAGCGCCUGCACCGCAAGUACGACGAGAUGCUCGACGGAAUCAUCGAAGAGCACCGCCGAGCGAAGGCGGCCGGCGGAAAAGGAGGAGGAGGAGGAGGAAAAGGGAGGGACUUAUUGAGCGUACUCAUAGAGCUGACCGAGAAGCCGGACGACGAGGGCGGUAAGCUGACCGAUACCAAUAUCAAGGCCUUGCUACUGAACUUGUUCACGGCGGGAACGGACACGUCGUCGAGCACUGUGGAGUGGGCGCUAGCUGAGCUGAUCCGGCACCCGGCCGUGCUCCGUCGAGCGCAGGCGGAGCUGGACGCGGCGGUAGGCAAAGCACGGCUGGUGCAGGAGGCGGACUUGCCUGACCUUCCCCUGCUGCAGGCGGUGGUGAAGGAGACGUUCCGACUGCACCCUUCGACUCCGCUGUCGCUGCCGCGGGUGGCGUCGGAGGCGUGCGAGGUGGGGGGUUUCACAGUGCCCAAGGGCGCCACUCUGCUGGUCAACGUGUGGGCCAUCACGCACGACCCAUCGUCGUGGGGUCCUCAGGCGGCCGAGUUCCAGCCCGACCGGUUCCUCCCUGGCGGCGCGCACGAGGGGGUGGAUCUCCGCGGCAACGACUUCGAGUUGAUCCCGUUCGGCGCCGGGCGGCGGAUCUGCGCGGGGAUGAGCCUGGGCAUACGGAUGGUGCAGCUGAUGACCGCAACGCUGGUGCACGCCUUCGACUGGAGGCUGCCGGAGGGGCAGACGCCGGACAAGCUGGACAUGGAGGAGGCCUACGGGCUGACGCUGCAGAGGGCAGCGCCGCUGACGGCACUCCCCGUGCCCAGGCUGCUCGCCGAAGCCUACGAUAUCGAAUUGUGUUGUACGUAAGCCUGGAUUUGGGGACACUUAGAUCGUGGGCAUUUAAAUUUUCAUAACAUCAAAUAUCUAGUAACUAUUGGCGGAGGCAUUGGAUGAGCAAAUCGCAUUUUGCCAUCUAUUAUAUCCGAAUCAAUGAUAAUUUAAGAUAUUAAGUGUAUUAAUUAGUAGUAAGAAUUGUAUUUGCAAUUUCCAAAA
Zingiber officinale is the source of this 1958-nucleotide messenger RNA. Its product is annotated as flavonoid 3'-monooxygenase CYP75B137-like. The transcript has 2 exons. Bases 207 to 1772 code for a protein of 521 amino acids. Lineage: Eukaryota; Viridiplantae; Streptophyta; Magnoliopsida; Zingiberales; Zingiberaceae. The record is from RefSeq and is a predicted model, not a curated record. Gene Ontology annotation, molecular function: monooxygenase activity; oxidoreductase activity, acting on paired donors, with incorporation or reduction of molecular oxygen; heme binding.